AUGACGAACUAUUUUGUUUCAGAAAAGUACAAGAUACCUCGUAGUACGGUAAUACUGAAGCUAAAGGCUCAUCGUAAUAGCAACGUACAUGUUACAGGUCGUAAGUUUUUUUCUGCAGAAGAAGAAAAAUCAUUCGUCGAUAACGUUGUUCUACUGUGCGAUUAUGGAUUUCCCCUAACUUUGUUUGAUCCGAGGUUUUUGAGAACCGGCAUGUUUCCCCUUUGUGCAACUAAAGUGUUAGACCAAUUACCAGGUUAUACUUGUCCUGCCGUCGACAAGAAUACUCCCGUGCAUGUUUCGGAUGCCUUUAAACAUAUAUUGGAAAUAAAAGAAAAACAGCCGCUGACGAAGCUGGAGAAAAAAAGAAAGAAACAACUUGAUGUAGUAGCAGGAAAAAACAUUUCUGCUGAUGAAGUAAAGACCUUACUUUUGCUUAGUGGUAGUAGAUAG
Acanthoscelides obtectus is the source of this 450-nucleotide messenger RNA. The record is from the annotation of a GenBank genome assembly. NCBI's taxonomy places the organism in Eukaryota, Metazoa, Arthropoda, Insecta, Coleoptera, Chrysomelidae.